AUGUCGUCAUGUAAAGGCCUUUUCCGAGAGCACGAGUUGUGGUGCAGAGGAGUGAAGAGGAGGAGGAGAGAGACAGAGGCGUCUGUGAAGAGUGGAAGAGACCGGGCGAGGAACUCCGGGGUUGGGAUUGUAACCUUCACCACUCAGCCGUGGAGCUGCGCCGAGUCCCCUCUGAGCCUGACGGUACAGCGCCACACGCACCACGUGGACGGCGUGGAGAUCUGCGCUCCCUUCCUGGCGGGCGACUGCGACUUGUGGGCCACGUGCCCUCGCCACCACACCACGCUGCCCUUCCACUGGCAGCUGCGCAAGCGGAGGCCCGUGGCGAGGCCGGGGCCCUGGCCAGGGCUGCCCGGCGGAGACCGCGGCGGCGACACCGGCGGUGGCACGGUCGGCAUGGCGAAGGCCGGAGGGGAUGAGUGGGAGAGCCUCCCCGAGCAUGCCCAGGACCCGCUGGAGAAGCUCUACUGUGACCCCGACCGCAAUGUCAUCGUGCUGCAACACGGGCUGCGCCGCAUGGUGGUGGACCUGCACACGAUGCUUGUGCGCGACUCCGGGUAUGACCGCCUGCGUCGCCUCUCCGUGUCUGAGCCCGGAGGCGCGAACCCCGAGUUCUGUACCCUGUGGAAGAUCUACUGGAAGGACCAGCUGUGCUGGAAGGAGUACGAUGAGCCACUGGCUCUGCAGUUGGAGGCAGCUUGGCGUGCGGGGCAGCGGGAGGUGGUGGUACCCGCCCGGCGCGAGCAGAGCGGUGCCGGUGCAGUUGCUGGUGCGGCUCUUGGUGCUGGCGGUGGUGCUGGUGGUGGCGGUUGUGUUGGUGGUGGUGGGGUGGUCGUGGACCUGGCGAGCUCCGUGCAGCACGACCUGGCCUUGGGGACGCAGCAGCGUGUGGCACGGCGCCCGCUCUACCGCUCGCCCGUGCUGCUGCUGCCUCUGCUCAGGACAUUGGCCGACCCGGCAGAGUUGGCGAACCCCAUGCUGGUGACGCCGUCGCAAUCCUCCUCCUCCUCCUUGUCCUCCUCAUCCUCCUCGUUGUCGUCUUCGUCAUCGGUGCCGCUGCUGCCGGCCACGUGGGUGCCAAUGGAGCCGAGCGCCGACUUUGUGCAGGUGGAGAUGUCGGCGAGCGAGCGUGCCUUCCGUACCGUCUACUCGCUCUUCCACAAGACGGUGCCCGAGACGAAGGCAUCCAUCGUGUCCAUCCACCGCGUACAGAACCCCUUCCUCUGGGAGAAGUACUGCAGGAAGAAAGAGCACAUGUGCCGCCGGCUGCCGGAGCCGCUGUGCCGCACCACGGAGCGCCACCUGUUCCACGGCACGUCGGCCGAGGCGAGCGCCGCCAUCUGCAAGCACAACUUUGACCCUCGCGUGUCGGGGAAACACGCCACGGCCUACGGGCAGGGCUGCUACUUCGCGCGCCGCGCCGUCUACUCGCACGGCUACGCACGACCCUCGGGGGAGCGCGGCCUCCGCUGGAUGUUCCUCUCCAAGGUGCUGGUGGGCAGGCACGCGCAAGGCAGGCCAACGCUUCGCAGGCCGCCUCCAAUCAACCCGUGCGACCUGACCUCCGACCUGUUCGACUCCUGCGUAGACAACCUGGCUGACCCACAAAUCUACGUCGUCUUCGACAAUGACCAGUGCUACCCAUACUUCCUCAUCUGCUACCGAGUGCUGGAGGACGUGGUGCAGAUAUGAGCAGUCUAUCCCCGGAGUGACCAGACUAAGUGGGUGACCGGGCCAAGUGGGUGGACCAGGCUUGUGAAUGACCAGGCUAGUUGGCGACCCAGCUCACGGGUGACCGGGUGAAGUGGGCAACUGUGGCGAGCAGGUGGGCAAGAGAGUGGGGGGCGACUGACUCGCCGGGACACCCAAGUGAAUGGGAAACCGGGGCUAGUGGGCGACCUGGGCUAGUUAGAAAACUGUCCAGCGGGAGACUGGGUGCGCAAGAGCCUGGACAGUCAUCGCCACGUGCUCGGAAGAGGAGUCCUCGUUACAAUUGGGAGUCGUCGGCUGCGGUUGGAGCACGUUGCCGCAAGUUGGGGCCGCCAAGCCCCGCUGCUCGAGGAAGACGACAGCAACGCUGGGGUUCGCCAUCAGUGGGAGUCAUCGCUUGACCACCGUCGUCAGUGUUUGGGAGCCUUUGACGUCUCUUGGAAGGAUUUGUUGCUGAUCCUCACCCCCUGUUUGCAGUCAUCGCUUACGAAGAUCCCCGUUGAUGGGAUUCGUAGCUAUCAGCAGGAGCUGUGGACUGCCGGCCGCGGGCUAGGUAUUACCGCAACAGCGGGGCUUCACCAGCGUUGGAAUUCUCCUUACCCUCGGAAGCUGCCGGCACUGCUGUCUCAGAGUGAUCGCGGGAGUUUUGGCACUCAUUGGCACCACCGCAGUUGGGAGACAUCGCCAUUGUCUCGGCUGCACGACGUGAAAAAAUACUAAACUCUGAUGGGGACUUGUGACUUCACUGGACCGCCGCUGCUGGAGUUUGCAGUUAUUUUGUUUUUAUAUAAAUGUCCAAAACUGAAAGGGGGUUACGCAUUGGCCGAAAGAGAUUUUUCCCUACGGUUUUCUCGCAUUUGUUUUGUACGAUCGCAAUUAUCAAACGGUAAUAAUUUAGCGUUAUUUGUUAUAUAUAUUUUCGUUUGGCUGUCGAAAUGAAUGCCAGCGGGGUUGGGCGUGACUGACAGAUGCAUGCACACGCGCACAUGCACGCACAGUUGUAAGCACAUGUUAAACGCAUGCACUUGUGUACGCGCAUGUAUGCACGUGCACGCAUGCACACACACGCACUCGUGCACACACGCACGCACUCAUGUCCAAAAACCCACAGACGUAAUCGUACACACAUAUGAAUGUACGCGCACACGCAUGUGCUCGUAUACACACUCGUGUAUACGUUCUUACACGCACACACACAGAUCUAAACUCGUAUGUAUUUACAUGCACACUAAUACAGAAGCCGUGGUGACAAGAUGUUAUCUCCCUCGCCUAGUACGCAGGAGGUUGUGGGUUCUAUCCCGACCCUGACAAUGCCUGCUGCUGUAUAUUUGGAGUUUGCAUGUCUCUCUCCCCGUGGUCGCGUGGAUUUUUCUGCGGGUCCUCUGGUUUUUUCCUCCACAUUUACAAUCAACAUCACACGUUUAGAGUAUUUGGCUGCUGUAAAUUUCCACAUGGUAAGCCACUUCGUUGAGCUGUCAUUUGUGGCCAGGUCGCUUCUGAAAAAGAGCUGUAUAGCUCUGAGCUUUACCUGGUGGUAAAACAAUAUUAUGUUUUGUUUAAUAGAAGCACAUGUACACUCACUAUAUUCACCACACAACACGUUCAAGUACAAACACCUGCACAUACAUAAUACACAUCACAUGCACGCACCCCGCACACACACAAGUCAAACAAACAUAGCCGACUGUUGGGGCAACUGAUGUUAGUCGCACACACCACACGAACACACACAGACAGACACACACCCCCUUUUACACACACGUUUUCCACUUUGCUGGCGUUAACUUGAAAAUUGCUCUGGGCCCAUCAUCUGGAUUGAACUCACAAACGGUUCAGGCACCAAAGCCCUUGCUUGUGCGUGGAUUACAAUUCGCGAUGCCCCCACUUGGGCGGGGGGCGGCGGAGGGGGAAGAGGUGGGGGC
Lethenteron reissneri (Far Eastern brook lamprey) is the source of this 3632-nucleotide messenger RNA. RefSeq names its product protein mono-ADP-ribosyltransferase TIPARP-like. NCBI's taxonomy places the organism in Eukaryota, Metazoa, Chordata, Hyperoartia, Petromyzontiformes, Petromyzontidae. Gene Ontology annotation, molecular function: NAD+ poly-ADP-ribosyltransferase activity. Gene Ontology annotation, cellular component: nucleus. The record is from RefSeq and is a predicted model, not a curated record.